Arachis stenosperma is the source of this 561-nucleotide messenger RNA. RefSeq names its product long chain base biosynthesis protein 1-like. The record is from RefSeq and is a predicted model, not a curated record. NCBI's taxonomy places the organism in Eukaryota, Viridiplantae, Streptophyta, Magnoliopsida, Fabales, Fabaceae. Gene Ontology annotation, biological process: sphingosine biosynthetic process; ceramide biosynthetic process. The transcript has 4 exons. Gene Ontology annotation, cellular component: endoplasmic reticulum. Gene Ontology annotation, molecular function: serine C-palmitoyltransferase activity; pyridoxal phosphate binding. The coding region runs from base 1 to 561 and encodes 186 amino acids.
AUGCCUCCUUUAUAUGGUUUUCUCCUUAAAGAUAUUGUAACGGCUAAUAUGGGUCAUGCAUUGGCUGCAGAGGGAGGAUUCUGCACUGGAAGUACAAGAGUUAUAGAUCCCCAACGAUUAAGUAGCUCUGGCUAUGUCUUUUCUGCUUCUUUGCCUCCAUAUAUUGCAAGUGCUGCAAUUAUAGCUAUUGACAUUCUGGAGAAAAAUCCCGAGCUGUUAUCAAAGCUUAAGAACAACAUAUAUGUGCUAUGGAAAGGAUUGUCAAAAGUACCAGGUUUGAAAAUUACAAGUAAUAAGGAGUCACCAAUUGUUUAUUUGAGAUUAGAGAAGUCAACAGGUUCGCAGAAAGAUGACCCAUGUCUAGUUGAAAAAAUUGCUCAGCGGGUUUUUGAGGAAGAUUCUAUAUUUGUGGUGGUCUCUCACAGAUCAUCAUUGGACAAGUGCCGUUUACCUGUGGGAAUAAGAUUGUUUGUUUCUGUAGGGCAUUCAGAAUACGAUCUUCGGAGGGCAUCUGAAUCAUUGAAAAGGGUUUCAGCACAAGUCCUAGGUGGUCAUAAUUGA